AUGUCCGAGAAAGAAAAAGCCAACCUCGAGUACUCAGAGUCCCCAGACUCGGAUAACUCUCUUUUACAAGACACCUUCGAUGACAUCGACCGCAAGAAGAUCACAAGAAAGAUCGAUCUUCGACUCCUCCCGAUCUUCACCGUGUUGUUCCUCCUAAGCUUCCUCGACAGAGGAAACAUUGGAAAUGCUAAGAUCGAGGGUUUGGCAGAGGAUUUGAACUUGGAGGGCAACCAGUACAACCUCUGUCUCACGAUUUUCUUCAUUUUUUACGCCACGAUGGAGGUGCCGCUGAACAUGAUCUUGAAACGGUCCAAGCCGAACAUUUUCGUGCCGCUUACCGUGGUUCUUUUUGCAACCGUCAUGACGCUUAUGGGCACAGUUCAGAACUACGCUCAGUUGAUGGCAACCAGGGCCCUUUUGGGCUUCUUUGAAGCGGCGCUUUUCCCCGGUAUCUCGUACAUGUUGUCGAUGUACUACCGCAAAAACGAGCUUCUUUUGCGCCAGGCCAUUUUCGUUUCUGCUGCUUCUGCUGCUGGUGCCUUUUCUGGACUUUUGGCGGCUGCUAUUUCCAAUAUGGACGGCGUGGGCGGCUACGAGGGCUGGAGAUGGAUCUUUAUUCUUGAAGGUUUGCUUACUUUUGUCUUUGGCGUCGCCUCGUUCUGGUGGUUCCCCAAAUACCCCAAGGAUGCGUCGUUUUUGACCGAAAGAGAACGAGAAUACGUGCUUUGGAACGUUCACCAUUCCACCAACCAGGAUAAACUCCACCCAGACGCUCCAAAAGGCGAGGACCAGUCCAGCGACAAAUCCUUCAUCUGGGCCGUUUUCAAGGAUAUCAACUGCUGGGCCCAGCUUUUUUCAUAUUUGGGUGUGGCUCUUCCCACAUACGGACUUUCGCUUUUCAUGCCCACCAUUGUCAAAAACCUCGGCUACACUUCGGUGAGAGCCCAGUUGAUGACGGUGCCGAUCUACAUUGUCAGCUCGGUGUGGAGUAUUCUCCAGGGCUACAUUUCCGACAAAUCUGGACUCAGAUCGCCGUUUUUGUCGCUUAACUACUUGUGCAUGAUCAUCGGGUUCAUUGUGUGCAUCUGCCUUGAUCCUAGAGUCAACCCAGACGGCAUUUACGCUGCAAUUUAUAUCAUCGGUUUGGGCAUGUACCCUGCCAUUCCGUUGUCGAUUGUGUGGAACGCUAACAAUCUUUCAGGUUCCUACAAAAGAGCCAUUGGAAUCGGUUUUCAAAUCGGUCUUGCCAACUACGGAGGUGCUUUUGUGUCCAACUUUUACCGUGAACAAGACGCCCCUCGUUACGUUCUAGGCCAUGCGUUGACCUUGGCGUUUGUUUGCCUUGGAGCUGCCGGUAUGGUUGUUGCAGUUCUCAGCUACAGCUAUGCCAACAAAAAGAGAAGAAUUGCCCUUGAAGCUGGAGAGUACGACAAUCACACCGAGGAGCAAAUUCUAAAAAUGGGCGACAAGAGCCCUUACUUUACCUACAGAUUGUAG
Molecule: messenger RNA, 1497 nt
Organism: Candidozyma pseudohaemuli
Lineage: Eukaryota; Fungi; Ascomycota; Pichiomycetes; Serinales; Metschnikowiaceae
Exons: 1
Coding region: 1-1497 (498 amino acids)
Biological process (GO): transmembrane transport
Cellular component (GO): membrane
Molecular function (GO): transmembrane transporter activity
Source: RefSeq, a predicted model, not a curated record